AUGACCAAAGCGCAAGGUUUUUCUCAAUUCUUGAAAUGCGCCAAAUGUUUGACCAAAUUCAAAACCGAAGCUGAGUUCCAGGCUCACACAGCAUAUAACUGUGAAAUUGGCGACGAGUACUUCAAGUGCAAUGGGUGCCUGUUCAAAACAAAAAGUAAAGCUGGGAUAGUCAGUCACCAGCUAGGACACUCUCGGGAAGGCUUUGGGAAGAUUUUUUGCACGUAUUGUCGGAAAUAUACACUCUUCAAGAGUCAGAAAAACUUGAUGGUAAACGGACCUGAUGGGAUCAAAAUAAAGUGUCAGAACUGGAGAAAAGAAGAUAGACGAGAAAUUGAUGCGAAGACUCAAAAGAUGUUCAAUUCAUCUGAAAAACAAGCGAAGAAGCUUGCGAAUCAGCAACAGCCUGGAUCCAGGGAAAUCCCCCAUGCUGUCAUGAUUCCAUCAUCUCAUCAUCAUCAAGAGUACGAACUCCCUCCAGAGGCAUAUAGGUCUGGAUCAAGCUCAAACCAAUCGAUUCAAGACACUUCUCAAUUGUAUAAUUACAAGGAUCCAACUCACUAUCAGCAGUAUGGCUGGUUAUGA
This is a messenger RNA of Caenorhabditis briggsae, 582 nucleotides long. The record is from RefSeq and is a predicted model, not a curated record. Lineage: Eukaryota; Metazoa; Nematoda; Chromadorea; Rhabditida; Rhabditidae. The transcript is spliced from 4 exons. Bases 1 to 582 code for a protein of 193 amino acids.